Cicer arietinum (chickpea) is the source of this 1668-nucleotide messenger RNA. NCBI's taxonomy places the organism in Eukaryota, Viridiplantae, Streptophyta, Magnoliopsida, Fabales, Fabaceae. The record is from RefSeq and is a predicted model, not a curated record.
AUGGCUCGAACCAAACAGUCUGCACGAAAAAAUGCCUCUCUCUGUACACCUUCCUCUUCAUCGUCCUCAUACCAAUCCAGAGAGCGUUCUCCCUCUCCACCACCUCGCCCUUCACCACCACACUCAUCUUCCGCCUCUCCAUCUCCUCAAAACAGUCAAGAAGUUCUAAACCUCAUGCCUCUGUCUACCUUUCUUCCACCACUAUACACUCGACCUACACCAAACUACGCUCAAGUGCCUCCCCAUCUUCGCACCAGAAUCACUCCUCCACGCCGCUCCAUGCGCGUCCAGUCUGGCAUUGGAACAUCAAAGUCCAUGAACCCUAAACCUUACUACUUUAUCAUUUCAGACUCUGAGAGUGAUGACUCUUCUGAAUCGUGUCCUCCGGUAGAAAAAUCUCCAACACAAUCUGAACCACAAAGACACCCGAUGCCUACAGUACCAACUCCUCCACCACAAAAUCCACCAACGACUACUAACCCUUCGACACCCUCAAAAUCGGCUUUCUCUUCUGAACCUUCACACGCAACUCCUCCUCAUCAAAAACGGAGAUCGUUAAAUGACAUUGUUUCUCCUUCUCCAAACCAAAAAGAACCACUCUCUCAACCAAAACCUCCAUCUAAACCCAUGAGAACCAAAAACACAAUCACUAUUGCUCAGUUUCUUGCUCGAAAAAAUCUCCCAAAUCCUCAAAGAAAGAAAACGCUUGCCCCAAAACAAAACCUAAAAAACAGUCAAAAACCAAUUUCUCCAGAACAAGAACGUUCUCCAACUGCUCCUUCACAAGAACGUUCACCAUCACAAGAACAUUCUCCAACUGCCCCUCCACCAAAAUCUUCUCCACAAAAGACUUCCAAACGAUCUUCCCCUAUAUCCACAUCCUCUGAUUCUGAACCAUCUCCCCCAACUAAGAAACCAAAACAGAAUGCUCCUCCUCUAAUCUCCCUUGCAAAAUCAAAACUCUUCAAUGAAAAAUGGGCUCAACGCCCAGUUGGGAUAGGAAGAAUCUUUGUUUUUGAUAAUCUUGUUGUGGAUGGCAAUGCUGUUCAGCACCAUACGGAUGCUCUUGGAUGGACUUCAUUCUUAAAGAUCUCUGAAUCUUUUUUCCCAGAUGUUGGAGUGGAAAUCAGAUUGACUCCAGACAUUUUGGCCAACAUCCUUCAGCUUCCAACAGAAGGGCCAUCUGUCUUUGGUGACAACUGGUAUUCAGCUCUGGGUCUUAGAAAGACAGAUGUUUUGGCCGAGCUGUUUGAAGAAAACUCCACACGUUAUUUAGCCACUUACUUAAAGCCUCUUCCUAAAGUCUUCAACAAUAUGUGUCAACAUACUCUACUUCCACACUGUGGAAGUCAUGAGUACGUUUCUGAUAAUGACGCCUUGCUCAUCUAUCAUCUGUUAAACUGCAAGAGAUUGAACUUACCUCAUGUUAUUCUCCAGCACAUGAUCUGUGCAGCCCAGAAAGAUUACAAAAAGAAUACUGUGCCUUAUGGCAUGGUCCUGACUAAAAUCUUCAGGCAUUUUGGAGUAUCUCUUGCAUCUGAAAAAUCCUUGAUCAAAAUUUCCAAAUUUUCCACCAAAAAUUUAUCUCAUAUGCGCAACACCGCCUCUGCUCCAACAACUACUCUUCCAUCAUGUCCCAUCUCUCUCAAAAGGAAGAGAUCAGCCUAA